This is a messenger RNA of Coffea arabica (coffee), 2783 nucleotides long. RefSeq names its product pentatricopeptide repeat-containing protein At2g33680. Lineage: Eukaryota; Viridiplantae; Streptophyta; Magnoliopsida; Gentianales; Rubiaceae. Gene Ontology annotation, biological process: RNA modification. Gene Ontology annotation, molecular function: RNA binding; protein binding. The record is from RefSeq and is a predicted model, not a curated record.
AUAUUCUCCGGUGCUGUGACUGCUGUCCAAUUUUCCACCGGGACCUGAACAGCUGCUGCAACUCGAACCCUCUCCCACUUAUGAAUCAUGCUGCAGCCCUGACCCAUAACUCCCGCGUCUUCUUCAGCAAACUUCUCGAUUGCACGCUACAAAGAAACCUCCGAAUAGGCCAAUACCUCCACGCCCAUCUGAUCAAAGCUGGCAUCUCCUCCUCUUGCACCUUCCUUGCCAAUAACCUCGUCAACUUCUACUCAAAAUGUCAUCGUUUGCAGGAAGCCUAUCUCGUCUUCCAAGAAAUCCAAAACAAAGAUGUGGUUUCCUGGAACUGUCUCAUCAAUGGCUACUCUCAACUGGGCAGUCGAGACUCUUCUCUUUCAGUCCUCAAACUAUUCAUACAAAUGAGGCACCGCAAUUUUCUUCCCGAUCCCCACACCUUUUCUGGCAUUUUUACUGCAUUGUCGAUUCUAGAGAACCCAAUUGUUGGAAAACAAGUCCAUGUCCUUGUCGUCAAAGCAGCCGAUAAUUCGGAUGUUUUUGUCAAUAGUUCUUUAUUGAAUAUGUAUUGUAAACUAGGCAUUGUUGAAGAGGCCCGAAAACUGUUUGAUGAAAUGCCUAAAAGAAAUUCAGUUUCGUGGGCUACAAUGAUUUCUGGAUAUGCAACACAGAGACUUGCUAAGGAGGCAUGUGAAGUUUUUAAACUUCUUUUCAGUGGGGGACAGACAGAGGACUUGAAUGAAUUUGCGUUUACUAGUGUUCUUAGUGCUUUUACAUUGCCAGAGUUUAUUGAUAUAGGGAAGCAAAUCCAUGGUCUUUCUGUUAAAUUGGAUUUGUUUUCAAUUGUUUCUGUUGAUAAUGCCAUUGUUACCAUGUAUGCAAAGUGUGGGAGUUUGGAUGAUGCUGUUCUGGCAUUCAAGUUUUCAAGCGAUAAGAAUUCUAUUACUUGGUCUGCAAUGAUUACAGGUUACGCGCAAACUGGAAAUGGUGACAAGGCAUUAAAGUUGUUCUCAGAUAUGCAUUUUUACGGGAUGAAACCUAGUGAGUACACUCUUGUUGGGGUGCUCAAUGCUUGCAGUGAUGUCGAGGCUGCUUGCCAUGGGAAGCAGGUGCAUGGGUAUUUGUUGACGUUGGGAUACGAAUCUCAUAUGUAUAUCAUGACAGCUUUGGUUGACAUGUAUGCUAAAUGUGGUAACAUUGAGGAUGCGCAGAAGGGGUUUGAGUGUUUACAGGAGCCAGAUAUUGUGUUGUGGACUUCCAUGAUAGGUGGUUAUGUUCAAAAUGGGGAUAGCGAGAGUGCUAUUAACUUGUAUUGUCAAAUGCAAAUGAAGAAUAUUGUUCCCAAUGAGUUGACCAUGGCCAGUAUUUUGAAAGCUUGCUCUGGCCUUGCUGCUUUGGAGCAGGGAAAGCAGAUGCAUGCCCAGUCAGUCAAGUAUGGAUUUAGUCUUGAAGUUCCUAUUGGAAGUGCUCUUGCAACUAUGUAUGCAAAGUGCGGGAAUCUUGAGGAUGGGAAUAUUGUCUUUUGGAGGAUGCCUGCCAGAGAUGUAGUGUCGUGGAAUGCAAUGAUUUCUGGUCAUUCACAGAAUGGCCGUGGUGCUGAAGCACUUGAACUUUUUGAAGAGAUGCGAAUGGAGGGGACCGAGCCUGAUUAUGUUACUUUUGUCAACGUUCUUUCUGCCUGUAGCCACAUGGGUUUGGUAGACGAAGGUUGGGGUUAUUUUCGCAUGAUGUUUGAUGAAUUUGGUCUAAUGCCGGGGGUGGAUCACUAUGCAUGCAUGGUUGAUAUCUUAGGUCGUGCUGGAAGGCUUAAUGAAGCGAAAGAAUUUAUUGAGUCAGCAAAUAUUGAUCAUGGCCUAGCCUUGUGGCGUAUUUUGUUAAGUGCUUGUCGAAAUUAUCGCAACUAUGAAUUGGGAGCCUACGCAGGAGAAAAGUUAAUGGAGUUGGGCUCUCAAGAGUCAUCCACUUAUGUCUUGUUGUCGAGCAUCUAUUCGGCUUUGGGAAGAUUGAAUGAAGUCGAACGUGUUAGGAGGAUGAUGAACUUCAGAGGGGUAAGUAAGGAGCCAGGUUGUAGUUGGAUUGAGCUCAAGAAUCAAGUUCACGUUUUUGUUGUUGGAGACUUGUUACAUCCUCAAAUUGAAAAAAUAAAAAGAGAGCUAUGGAGAUUGAUCAAGCUGAUGAAAGAUGAAGGUUACCAAUCUGUUUCAGAGGACAUUCCGCACAGCAUUUGAGGCUGUGCUGAUAUUAAGAUUACGACAAGGGGCAUCGAUUUAUUUCUUGUAUUUCUCAGGCAUACAACACAGAGGUACUUUACCUUUGUUCUGCUUUCUGACACUUGGAGUUAAUAAUAGAGCGUUUUGAGCUUCUAAGCACUUGUCAUGCAAAAUAUUGACUUUAUGAGUCAGUUGCCAAGUUUUUUUUUUUUUUUUUUGUCAUUCUGGUGAAGAAUGGAAGUGCAGGAUGUAUAUUUUUUGGGCUGUAAUGUACUCCUCAGCGUGAUUUGGAGAUGAAAGGACAGAACAUGCUUUCUUGUUCGAUUUGCAUUGCAUACCAUUGACUAUUGUCAAACCAAGACAGAGCUACUAAUAAUAAUGUUUUCUGAUAUAUCUGCAAUGUAGUGUGAUUAUAGUAUGCCCUAUAAGCUGCAAAUCUGGAAUGUGCUUGUACUUGUACAAGGAUCAUGAGUACUUCUUGCCUAGGAUUACGUUAGAUGAUGGAUAAGGAAGAAAGAAUUGCUCAAUGUAUAUUUGACUGUCUUCGGUUAGCCUAAGCUUUUCCUUUUUUCUCAAGGA